This is a messenger RNA of Podarcis raffonei (Aeolian wall lizard), 2929 nucleotides long. RefSeq names its product ral guanine nucleotide dissociation stimulator like 2 (gene RGL2). Gene Ontology annotation, cellular component: plasma membrane. The coding region runs from base 282 to 2579 and encodes 765 amino acids. NCBI's taxonomy places the organism in Eukaryota, Metazoa, Chordata, Lepidosauria, Squamata, Lacertidae. Gene Ontology annotation, molecular function: guanyl-nucleotide exchange factor activity. Gene Ontology annotation, biological process: positive regulation of GTPase activity; Ras protein signal transduction. The record is from RefSeq and is a predicted model, not a curated record. The transcript has 18 exons.
CGCUCCCUUCCCGAGGCGGAAUCCAGUCCCGGGCUUUCCCCAGUCCCCUGGCUCCGCUCCCAGGGAGUCCGGCUCCGGUUUCCCCUUCCUUCACUUUGUCCCUGGCUCCGCUCCCAGCUCGCUCCGCUUCCGGACUUUCCAUCCUGCCCCCUCCCUUGGCCGGCGCCUGGGAAAGCAACGGGGCACUCCUGGGUCCCUGCCCUGCAGCCCAGCAGCAGCAGCCCAUGGGGUCCUGCCCUCCAGCACCCAGCUGCCCUCGGGCGUGAGGGGAGGGGGUCCGGAUGUUCCCCCGCUCUCUUCGCCACCUGCUGGACGGGGGAGGCGACGCCGGUGUGACCCUCAGCGCUUUCCGGAGCAGGACCCCCGAGUCGGAGCGCGGAGGACCCCCACCUCCUGAGCAGCCCCCAGUGACCUUGUGGGAGGAGAAGGAGGAAGGCGCCAUCUACACCGUCAGCUCUCGUCUGCCAGGGGGCGCCAACAAAGCCAGCCUGUUCUCUGGGGGCGAGGACCCGCCAAGCGCCUCUGGUCACCCGGGGGCUGCUGAUGCCUCGGCGCUGGGGGUGUCGGGGUCCCCGGCCGGCCGCUCUCGGGUGUUGAAGGCUGGAUUGCUGCCCCGCCUGGUCAGGCACCUUCUGGAAGCCCCUUCCCUCGGGGACACCUGCUACGUGCCGGCCUUCCUGGCCACCUACCGGACGUUCGCCACGACCGGCCUGGUCCUGGGGCUGCUGCUUGAGAGGCUGCAGGCGGUUGUGGGUUCAAGUUCAGACGCUACCCCGGAAACAGCAGACCUUCAGCGGGCCCUGGGGUCUCUGCUGUGCUCCUGGCUGGACGGGUACCCGGAGGACUUUUUGGGGUUGGACGCUGGCCUGAAGGAGCAGCUGCGAGCCUGGCUGCGCUGGGCGCUGGGUAGCGGAUCGGACCCCGAGAAGACCCUCCUGGCAGCCGGCCAAGAGGGAGCCUUCAAGGGCCAGGAGGACCCCCGGGAGGACGAGGGCGUCACGGACGAAGGGCCCCCAGACCCCCACUACAUCCUGGGGCUCCAGGCGGAAGACGUGGCUGCUCAUCUCACCGCGCAGGAUGCUGAGCUCUUCCUGCGCCUGGUGCCCCACGAGUGCCAGGGCCAGUUGUGGUCGCAGCGGGACAAGAGAGGCCACGAGGGGGCCUGCCCCUCCGUCCGCGCCACCGUGGCCCAGUUCAACCGCGUGGCCAACGCUGUCGUCUCCUCCUGCCUGGGCGACACGGAGCUGCGGGCGGCGCAGAGGGCGCGGCUGCUGGAGAAGUGGAUCCGCGUGGCAGAGGAGUGUUUUCUCCUCCGCAACUUCUCCUCCCUCUAUGCCGUCGUCUCUGCCCUGAAGUCGACCCCUUUGCAUCGCCUCAAGAGGACCUGGGAGGAGACAUCCAGGGACUCCCUCCGCUGCUAUGAGGAGCUGAGCGCUGUCUGCUCAGAGGAGGACAACUACAGCCAGAGCCGGAGGCUCCUCUUCCAGGAUGGCUACCCUCGAGGGGCUGGGGCAGACCCGAUCCAGCGCAGGCAGCAGCGGAGAUCUUUGGAGCAUCGCCCUGUGGGCGUGGUCCCCUACCUGGGCACUUUCCUCAAGGACUUGGUGAUGCUGGACGCAGCGACACGGAACAGGCUGCAGAAUGGUUACAUCAACUUUGAGAAGCACCGCAAGGAAUUCGAGAUCCUCACCCAGCUGCGACUCCUGCAGGCCAACUGCCGCAACUAUGCCCUGAGCCCUGACCGGCACCUCCAGCGAUGGCUGCAGCGCUUGCCCCGACUCAGCGAGGGCCAGAGCUACCAGCUCUCCUGCACGAUCGAGCCGCCUGCGGAAGCAGCGACCCCUGGCCGCCCCGUGAAGCCCACCCUGGUGAUCACCCACUGCGCAGACCUGGCCACCUCGAUUGGGAUGAGCACCCUUGUCUCCUGGGACACGCCCAGCUCCCCACAAGCCCCGCCAGACCUCCUGCUGCCUCCACCUGCUUCCCCCACCCCCCAUGGGCAACCGCACCAGACCCAGCGUAUGAAGUGGCCCUCCGUCUCCUCGCUGGACACGGCCCCGGAGAACUCCUCUCCCUCCUCCCCGGAGGGCUUGGCCCCACCCCCUGCCAUGGGGGGCACCUUCGUCCGUGGCCACCGGCGCUCGGCAUCCUGUGGGUCGGCCUACCCCACGGCCCCCGCCCCGGACAGCGGACUCCCCUCGGACUGCCGCAUCAUCCGCGUCAGCAUGGCUCUGCACAACGGCACCCUCUACAAGAGCAUCUUGGUCACGAGCCAAGACAAGGCGCCGGUUGUGAUCGCGAAGGCGCUGGAGAAGCACAACCAGGAUCGGGUCCUGGCCCCCAACUACGAACUGGUGCAGCUCCUGCCGGAAGGCCGAGAGCUGGCCUUCCCGACCACGGCAAACGUCUUCUACGCGAUGAGCAGCACCUGCCUGGACUUCAUGCUGCGACCCAAGCGCCCGCGGGAGAAGCCGCCCCCUCCGCCGCCCCCGCCCAAGCCGCCCAAGGGGGUGGAGAUCAGCGCCACCUUCCCGAAGAUUAAGGCCACCGGGCGGAAGAUAGCCAGGGCCCUCUUUUGAGUUGGGCGGCAGGAGGACAGAGCGGUGCCUCGGUUUCCGCUCGCUCAGGGCUGGCAGCCCACGCUGCCCUUGAGACUGUGGACAGCACAGGGUUGCCAGAGGGCAACGCGGUGUCAGAAGUGGCAAAAUGUUGGCAGAGCUGCGUUGGCAGGCCUGGCUGGCGGAGAACCCUAGUUUUCCAGAGUCUUUGAGGAACUCAAUGUCCUUAACUGCUUGGACCCGGGGAAAGGGAAACCAGAGCGCAGGACCCGAUCCGACGGAUGCAAACGACGAGAAAGGAGAUUCCGGCUAAACGUUAUGAAGAACGUCCCGUUUGAUGGUGGAACCGGAGGUGGCAGAGUCUCCUUCAU